GCUGGGAUCAAACCCUGCCAUCCGACAUCGAUCUGGAUCCCAUGUCAACCGUCGAUUCAAUCUAACCCUGCUCCUAUAUAUAAUAACCGCCUCUGCACCACUCAUCUUCAUCUUCAUCUUCCUUACUCGACGCUUUCCACUAUCAUCUGCUUUUAGAAGAAUCGAAUUGAAUCGGAAAUGGAGACCUUCUUGUUCACAUCCGAAUCAGUAAACGAGGGUCACCCCGACAAGCUCUGCGACCAGAUCUCAGAUGCGGUGCUCGACGCUUGUCUGGCUCAGGACGCCGACAGCAAGGUGGCUUGCGAGACCUGCACCAAGACCAACAUGGUCAUGGUUUUCGGUGAGAUCACAACCAAAGCUAACGUCGACUACGAGAAGAUCGUCCGUGACACCUGCCGUGAAAUUGGAUUCGUCUCCGACAAUGUUGGUCUCGACGCCGACAAGUGCAAGGUCCUUGUCAACAUUGAGCAGCAGAGUCCCGACAUCGCCCAGGGUGUUCAUGGCCAUCUCACUAAGCGUCCUGAGGAAAUUGGUGCUGGUGACCAGGGUCACAUGUUUGGCUAUGCCACUGAUGAGACCCCUGAGUUGAUGCCUCUCAGCCAUGUUCUCGCCACCAAGCUCGGUGCCCGACUCACCGAGGUUCGUAAGGAUGGUACUUGCGCUUGGCUCAGACCAGAUGGCAAGACCCAAGUCACAAUUGAGUAUUACAAUGACAACGGUGCUAUGGUCCCUGUUCGUGUUCACACUGUUCUUAUUUCGACUCAGCACGAUGAGACUGUCACCAAUGAUGAAAUUGCUGCUGAUCUUAAAAAGCAUGUCAUCAAGCCAGUGAUCCCAGAAAAGUACUUGGACGAGAAGACCAUCUUUCACCUCAACCCAUCUGGCCGUUUUGUCAUUGGAGGCCCCCAUGGUGACGCUGGCUUAACAGGGCGUAAGAUCAUCAUUGACACCUAUGGUGGGUGGGGAGCUCACGGAGGUGGUGCUUUCUCCGGAAAGGACCCAACCAAGGUUGACAGGAGUGGUGCCUACAUUGUUAGGCAGGCUGCCAAGAGCAUUGUGGCCAAUGGACUUGCUAGAAGGUGCAUUGUGCAAGUCUCAUACGCCAUUGGUGUCCCUGAGCCCUUAUCCGUUUUCGUCGACAGCUAUGGCACUGGCAAGAUUCCUGACAAGGAGAUCCUCAAGAUUGUGAAGGAGAACUUUGAUUUCAGGCCCGGCAUGAUUUCCAUUAACUUGGAUCUUAAGAGGGGUAACAAUGGCAGGUUCUUAAAGACCGCUGCCUAUGGUCAUUUUGGAAGGGAUGACCCUGACUUCACAUGGGAGGUGGUGAAGCCCCUCAAGAGUGACAAGGUUCAAGUUUGAUCAACUGAAAAACUCAAACUCUCCGAUCUUUCUCAAGAUCAAAUGAGAAGAGAAGAGUAUGUUAUCUAAUGCCUGCAGCACUCCUCAAUAUCACCAUUUCUUACUUUCUUUCUUUCUUCCAUUGAUUUUUUACUUAGUAAUUUUUUUUUCUCCUUUUUUUCCCUUUUUCAUUUGUGUUCUAAUUUAAAGAGCGCGCCAUUACAUGUUAUGAAGUUAAAAAUGGAGGUGAGGCAAAAGAAAAGAAUCUUCUUUGUACUCUUAUAAGAGAAAUAAUACUUUUUUUUUAAAAUAAUAAUACUCGUUGAAAGAAAAUGAUUGCCCUGCAAUGCAA
Humulus lupulus (European hop) is the source of this 1690-nucleotide messenger RNA. Its product is annotated as S-adenosylmethionine synthase. NCBI's taxonomy places the organism in Eukaryota, Viridiplantae, Streptophyta, Magnoliopsida, Rosales, Cannabaceae. Bases 178 to 1359 code for a protein of 393 amino acids. Gene Ontology annotation, cellular component: cytosol. The record is from RefSeq and is a predicted model, not a curated record. The transcript has 2 exons. Gene Ontology annotation, biological process: S-adenosylmethionine biosynthetic process. Gene Ontology annotation, molecular function: methionine adenosyltransferase activity; ATP binding.